AUGCAAUUCGCAGAUGAUAUAGAACCUCAACAUAAGUUAGGCUAUAAAAUAUUAACUCCGAACUGUACAACAUUAGUUCUAAAGGGUUUGUAUAUGUUACCCGAAAUUAUAUUUGGUUUAAAGAAGAUGAAAAUGGACAUAAAAUGUGAACAUUUGGAAGACUCACAUUUAACUAAUAAACACUUUUAUAUAAGAAGCACAUUACAACCAGAUGGAUCAAAUAUAUCAAAGGUUGAAAGAGAAUAUAUUCCACCUGAUGAAAAUGAACAGGUACGCAAAGCAUAUGUAAAACCGAUAGGGGCUUGGAUCAAUGUACCUUACGUGAUUGGUUCUCUGGCGGGCAUGAGUUAUGACUUCUUGUUAGAACAAAAUGAUCAGAAAAUUUUAUCUUUGGCUGAAAAUAUAUAUGGAGAUAUACAUAUUCAAUGUGAUAUUAUCAAAACACCUGAAACAGAAAGAAUUGCAGAUGAAUAUUUAAACAAGUAUUACAAGUUUUCUCCAUUACCUGAAGAAUUCAAUAAAUUUUGGUAUACUUAUGUUGAGAAUAAAGAGUUGUACAAAUAUGCAAAACCUGGUGAAUCCAAAGAUAUUUAUGAUGAAAUUAUAAAGUUCAAGGAUGAGAUGAAACAAUCAUUGGAUAAAUUUUUAGAAAACAAAACAGAAAUAUGA
Adineta steineri is the source of this 669-nucleotide messenger RNA. The record is from the annotation of a GenBank genome assembly. NCBI's taxonomy places the organism in Eukaryota, Metazoa, Rotifera, Eurotatoria, Adinetida, Adinetidae.